Malassezia restricta is the source of this 759-nucleotide messenger RNA. RefSeq names its product Ras-related protein Rab-5C. Gene Ontology annotation, molecular function: GTPase activity; GTP binding. The coding region runs from base 1 to 759 and encodes 252 amino acids. NCBI's taxonomy places the organism in Eukaryota, Fungi, Basidiomycota, Malasseziomycetes, Malasseziales, Malasseziaceae. The record is from RefSeq and is a predicted model, not a curated record. The transcript has a single exon.
AUGGCAUCUGUAUCACGGGCAGUAGAGCAACCAAAUUCAAGCAUUUUGAAUGCCGAUAUGACACCUAUUCAGACUAAACUCGUGCUACUUGGUGAAGCGGCUGUAGGAAAGACAUCGGUCGUGUACCGAUUCGUGCAGGACGACUUUCAAGAGAACCGGGAACCGACCAUUGGCGCGGCUUUUCUAACACAGCGAUGUCGCCUAGAGGAUCGGCUAAUUAAGUUUGAAAUUUGGGAUACGGCUGGUCAGGAACGAUUCCACAGUCUUGCGCCAAUGUACUACCGCAACGCACAAGCUAGUGCGGUAGUGUACGACAUCACGAAAGCGGCAUCCUUCGAGAAAGCGAAGAAUUGGGUCAAGGAGCUUCAACGCCAAGCGAACCCUCACAUUGUUAUUGCUCUAGUUGGAAACAAAUUGGACCUUGUAUCUGACAAAUUGAAUCCAAGUGAGGAAGAAGACUCUGCUAAAAAGGUAGAGUCCGACGAUACCGAUGAAGACGCGGCACCCGCCGCACAACGAGAAGUUGCUUGUUCAGAAGCUCAGCAAUAUGCAGAUGAAAUGGGUCUUUUGUUUUUCGAAACGAGCGCAAAGACAGGUGAAAACGUGCUUGAGACAUUUACAGAAAUCGCCAAGCACAUUCCGCUAGAGGCCAAACCGACGUCAAAUCAGACUACGCCGUCGGCAGGCAAUGCGCGCACUGAACUGGUAGACCUCCAACGUCGGGCCAAUGUUUCUGGACGUGAGGGUUGCAGCUGUUAA